AUGAGAUUUUCGGAUCUUGGUAAUGUGCUUGGCCUUUUGGGGCUGGCUUCGUCGCUUUUCACCACCAUCAUCGGCAUCGUGUAUUGUUGGUAUCAUCACCCUACGCUGCGCCUGAAGUGGUCGGAAUGCGGCUGGGCAGAUACAGCAGCAACCAAGUGGGUUGACUGCAAUUCGGAGUGGGCCUCAAAUUUUGGUAUGGCUCAGCUCCCCUCGCUUGUGCCCCUGAUGGUCGGAAUUAUCGGUACUUUCAUGUACAGGCCAAUGCUCCUCCAGGUUGGCGGCUUUCCGAAAAAUUUUGUUCAGUACGCGCUUUGGCUCUAUGUUCAGGGUGUCUUUGCCAACUUCGGCUACUGCGGCAAGCUUGGUGUGCUAAACGGAUGGUUCAGUAUCCUCCUUGCCAUCUUUUCCUUGGUCGCAGAAGUGACAGGCCUAAAGACGGACCGCAUGCUGGAGCUGACAGGGCACAAGCUGGUAUCUUGCGGUGGAAGUUCUGAGAAGGCAUCUUCCUCCAGGGAGACGGACAGGAACGAAAUCAAGGAUUACAUGCCCUGGGCCAUGGUUUCUGCCGCUUUCUGCCCGCUUUUGGGUGGCUACGGCGUCUACCAAGCACAGCAGGCUAACAAGUUGAAGAAGAAGAAAGACCUUGCGGGAGCCCGUCGUGCCGCCAAAUCUUCGACCACGUGGAGUCUUUACGCUCUCAUGCUCGGCGUUGUCCUCCUGGGCUCGUUUACCACAAUCUACGUCACAAACGGCAGAGUGAUGCCUGCGCCGGCAGAUGACGGUGACGGUGAUGACGGUGAUGACGGAGAUGACGGAGAUGACGGAGAUGCCGGAGAUGCCGACGCCGCCGAUGACACUGCUGAUGGCGGUGAAGACGCCCUCGGCACUACAGCCUACCCAACCCUUAGCCCAGUAGCGUAG
Symbiodinium natans is the source of this 921-nucleotide messenger RNA. The record is from the annotation of a GenBank genome assembly. NCBI's taxonomy places the organism in Eukaryota, Dinophyceae, Suessiales, Symbiodiniaceae.